Molecule: messenger RNA, 1497 nt
Organism: Anopheles merus
Lineage: Eukaryota; Metazoa; Arthropoda; Insecta; Diptera; Culicidae
Exons: 3
Coding region: 112-1113 (333 amino acids)
Cellular component (GO): nucleus
Molecular function (GO): zinc ion binding
Source: RefSeq, a predicted model, not a curated record
AUCAACAUUGUCAACAAUUCAACCUACGACGGUUCAGCACACGCUUCACAGUUAAACUUGUUCUUGAAGACGAUUAGUAAAAAAAAAACUAAGGCAACAUCAAGUAAGGCAAUGUGUGACAUCAUUUGCAGACUAUGCUUAAAGGACCUGGAUGCGGAUGAUCCGGAUGGAAGCUCUAUUUUAGAUGAAAAGAUUAGAAAAGCGAUGAACAAUGUGUUUUGCUUUAAGGUAUGCUUUGAAGCGGAAUUACCCCAGAACAUCUGCAAACAAUGCUCCUGGAAUGUGCAAGAUUUUGAAUGCUUUAGCGAGCUAGUGGAGAAAAAUCAGAAAAUAUUAAAACAAAAAUAUAUGCCCAAGAAAACCCCUCAUUGCACUGAGGACGGAUCCACAGAACAGAUGGAUCAUGAAAACCGCGGACAGGAACCAUCGACCCAAAGUCAACUUGCAACAGUAUCAUCUUCAACAGUAUCUGAUAUAUAUUUGGAUUCGAAUGUCUAUGAUAAACCUUUGGUGGACAUGGCGUGCAAGACUGAGCUGGAUGAGGUUGAUGUGGUAGAUGAGUUCCAUCCAGAUCUUAUGGAAACUUCGAUCACCGGUAUAGAACAGUGGCGUACAAUUAUGACGUGUGGUGAUUACAAAAUAUCAUCCGAUUAUGAUACAACAGAGAGCUCCUCUAAUGAAGAAAAUGUUGAAAACUUCCUAGAAAUAAUGGAAGAAAACAACAACCCACCCAACGGACCAAGUGAAGGAAAAUUAAAUAAACAAGAGGAAAAAGAUGGCUUGAGGUCAGUGUCAAAUCACUGUCCGCCCGAUACUAACGACAAGGAACAGUACGCAUGCAUGGUGCCAUCGCAAGACUCGUUGAAAAUGAGCAACGACAAGGAAAAUGAAUUAACAAAUAACGAUAAGGGAGAGUUUGUGUGUGGUGAGUGUGGACAAACAUUCGUAAUUAAAAAAAAACUGUACUCACAUCGGCAAAACCAUCAGCUACAAAAGUGUGUGAUUUGCAGUAAAACAUUGAAGCGAAAGAGCUUUCAAAGGCAUCUCCUAACUCACAAACGGGAAAACAUCGAAAAGGUUAUGAAAAAAAAGUAUCGUAACAAACCACAUUAAUUUAUAUAAAAUCUACUUUAGCAUGUACGCGAAAACGAAAAAAGCAAAACAAUUGUUGUGAUAAAAAGUAGUUAAUGUACAAAAAAGAAACAUCAAUGUAUCAAUGUAUGUUAGUACGUCAGUAGUUUUAUUAUUAUAUUUCAUUUGUCUGGACGCAUCACGAUUGCAAACAGAAUUGAUUAUUUGCAAAGCAUUAAAAUGUGCAAGUAAAUAAAGGCUUGAAAAAAAAAAGUUUCUGUAAAGAUACCGUAAUGCUUCGAAUUACGGACAUUUAUGCAUUUUUGGUAUCUAAUAUUUUGAUACAAAUUCAAUUUUAUUCAGUUAAACCUCUGUAUUACUCACUUGACUAAAGCAAACCUUCUACAUUUGAGAAAAAAUAAAGAU